UAGUUGGUCCAUCUCGCAAAAAACUCGGCAUCUCCCCGUCCAAGCGUAAACAAAACAAAAUCUAUUUUCUAUCCGCGGACGCGGGUCGUCUAUCGGAGUAGGUUCGGAUCGCGCGUUUCGGAACCGGUUCCGGUGGUCUCGCGCGCCUCCUCGCCAUGGAGAAGUUGGUGCAAAAGUGCCUGGUUCCGGGGUGCGAAUCGACGACGGAUGAUCGGAGCAGGACGUUCUUCGAGUUUCCGGCCGAUCGGGACGUGGUGCGCGCCUGGAACAAGGCCAUGGGCUUUCGGGCGAAUUGUAAGCACAUCCCGGAACCGCGGGUCUGCGAGCGGCACUUUACGGAGGAGGAGGUGGUUGAGGGACGGUUGGUUGAAGGGGCGGUUCCGAGCGUAGAGGUGGGGCGGGUUAAGUCCGGGGAGGGAGGGUUGAUGGGGGAGGGCGCUGAUCCGAGUUACUGUCGGUUGUGUGCCAAGCAGGAGCGUCAGCCGCUGAAGAACACGAUAGGGAAGAUGAUGCGAUGCGCGGAGACGGCUAGGUUGUUGGAGAUAUGUCUGGAACCGGGGCGGGACGAUGAACGACUUCCGGCGGGCGUUUGUGACGCGUGCUCGCACAUGAUGAAGUACGUGCUGAAGUUUGUGCGGACCUGUUGCGGGGCGCAGGGAAAGCUGAGCAGGAUCAUGGACGAGCGAAUCAAGAAUGAGGGCUUGAAGGGGGAGGAGGAAGAGGGGACGGUUCCGCCGGUUCCAGUGGUCAAAAUGGAGGCCGUUGAGGACGGAGGUACACUUCCGACGGAUUAUCUGAUGAUCGGUUUGGAAAAGGAAGAAAAAGGAGCAGUUCCGAGGUACAUUGUAGACGAAGUCGUUGACGACGAGGAUGGACCGACGGACAGGGAGGAAGUUGACGUCAAGCUGGAACCGGUUGGGCGUGACGGGUCCGAUUCGGAGUACGAACUGCCGGAUGAUUUCCACGCUUCUUCGGGGAGCUCGUCGAGCGAUUCCGAUGACGACGAGUACGAUCCGGACGAUGAGGAUCUUCAGAGGAUGAAGCAAAGAGUCAAAAUUGAAGACGGAGAACCUGAGGAAAAACCCGUGAGGCGACGUGGUCGUCCACGAAAAAAUGACCCAAAGGUGCCGAAAGGACCGAGAAAGCGCCGCGAAAAGCGUGAUAAGAGCUUGGACGAAAAACCGGCCUCGAUGAGCAAACAGAUUUGCCAGGUUUGCGGCAAGAUUCUGUCCAGUUCGGCCACUUUCAACGUCCACAUGAUGACUCACACGAAUCAGAAAGAUAUCGCGUGUCCAAUUUGCGACAAGAAGUUUUACGUCAAGCAACAGCUUAAGAUCCACAUGGAAUCGAUCCACGAGAAAAAGGACUUUGUAUGUAACAUCUGCGGUCUCAAGUGUCGCUGGCGGAAGUCACUCCGGCGCCACAUGCUCCUCCACGAGGAUAACCCGUACAAACACAAGUGUACGUACUGCGAUAAGGCGUUUGCGCGGCCAAACCAGCUUCGGUACCACGUGAUGAAGCACACCGGAGACCGGGUCUACUGCGAAAUCUGCGGUGCGGAUUACAGAUUCAAUUACAUGCUGACCCAACACAAGAUCCGCAAGCACGGCGUCGUCGUCGAGGGAGUUCAACUGUACAAACAAACCGCAAGGAAAAAGAAAUCCGAAUCCGGCGAACCACCUGGUCCCCGCAAGAUCCGUAUCGGUGCAGCAGCUGCAGCCGCCGCCGCCGCAGGUCAACCAGUGAACCUCCAGCACCCGCCGCAACAUCACCAGCAACUAUUAUCGCCCCCACCGCCAUCGCUAGCUGUCGGCAGCACCUCUUCGGUCAUCUCUCACCUAGCCCUGCCUGAGCACGACCGUACGAAUCAGAGCGACCUGUCGUCGCACGUCUCAGACCUGGGCAGUCCAGCUACGAACGCUUCGUACGCCACGAUAACUUCCCCAGAACCACCUCACUUUCCCGGUCAUCAUCAGCAACAUCCGGCGUUGCAACACCAGCAGCUACAGCAUCACCAACAUCAGAUGGGUGGUGGCUUCAACGGGGCCGGACUGGCCAUGGCCAUGCCCCCAGGCCUAAUCGGGUUCCCACCCAUGAACCGGCAGCAGCAGCAGUAGAUCCCAGUCUUCGUAAACAUUUAAAACCAAUACAUUCAUCUAGAAUA
Culex quinquefasciatus (southern house mosquito) is the source of this 2164-nucleotide messenger RNA. RefSeq lists its product as uncharacterized. Bases 156 to 2117 code for a protein of 653 amino acids. The transcript is spliced from 2 exons. Lineage: Eukaryota; Metazoa; Arthropoda; Insecta; Diptera; Culicidae. Gene Ontology annotation, biological process: regulation of transcription by RNA polymerase II. Gene Ontology annotation, molecular function: DNA-binding transcription factor activity, RNA polymerase II-specific; RNA polymerase II transcription regulatory region sequence-specific DNA binding. The record is from RefSeq and is a predicted model, not a curated record. Gene Ontology annotation, cellular component: nucleus.